Molecule: messenger RNA, 213 nt
Organism: Stylonychia lemnae
Lineage: Eukaryota; Ciliophora; Spirotrichea; Sporadotrichida; Oxytrichidae
Source: the annotation of a GenBank genome assembly
AUGGAAAAUAGAAUAUAAGGAUUAGAUGAAGUAUUACUUCAUCAUGUUGCAGAGUAGAAAUGCAAGAAAUUUGGAUGCAGAUAUGUCAAUUGCCUAAAAACAAAGUAGCAAAGUGAGUGCAUGCCAUUAUUUAGAGCCCUUCAAAUGUGCAAAGCGGAUGAAAUGAAAAGAAUCGAGGAGAUCUAUAAGAAAACUGGAGUAUAAGAAAAAUGA